AUGAAAGUUUUAGGUAAAGAUGAACUAAUAACGAAAUUUGAAACUUUCGUAGUAAUAAAAAAGGAAUUAGAGUAUUCUAAAAAUAUAGAUAAACAUUUAUACCAUAAUUUUUGCUUAAAAAGGGAUGAUGCAUUUAAAGAUAUUUAUGAAAAAUACUUUAUGAAAUUGAUUUCAGAUAAAAUUUUGUACAAAAGUGUUCAAAAAUAUAUUGUUAAUACAUGCCCACAUCUAGUUCCGAAAGAAUUAUAUAAUGAGGAUUAUAAUAAUUCUAGAGAACUAAUUAGUAAUAUUUCUGAUAAGAUUGUUAAUUUUAUUAAAGAAAUAGAUAUAUAUAAUUUUGAUAGCAAAGAAAAAAUUCAAAUUAUUGACAUUAAUUGUGAAAAAUUUGUUGAUCUCUACGUAAUUAUGAACUACGGAGAAAAAAAAUGUGAAGAAAACAAAAUUGAACAUAUAUUAAAGUUAUUAAGAAAUUUGCAUAUUACAAAUUUAAUUUCAAUUGAACAAUAA
Plasmodium gallinaceum is the source of this 507-nucleotide messenger RNA. RefSeq names its product DNA-directed RNA polymerase II subunit RPB4, putative (gene RPB4). Gene Ontology annotation, cellular component: RNA polymerase complex. The record is from RefSeq and is a predicted model, not a curated record. The transcript is spliced from 2 exons. Gene Ontology annotation, biological process: DNA-templated transcription initiation. The coding region runs from base 1 to 507 and encodes 168 amino acids. Lineage: Eukaryota; Apicomplexa; Aconoidasida; Haemosporida; Plasmodiidae. Gene Ontology annotation, molecular function: nucleotide binding.